CAUUAUUUCUACUUGUUGUUAAGGAAACCGAAGAAUUAGUGUUUGUGAACUCAAUUAAUGCCAAAAAGAAUAAUUAAUUAGCCAAUUGUUGUCAAAAAUUCUAUUUUGGCCAGUCAUGUGACAGAUAUCAUCUGUCAAUUGUCAAAGUACAUUUGUUUUUUUUAAACGUCAAGUGCCCCCGUUCCAAUGCCCUAGACCCCAAAGUCAUUGUCAUUGCCUAAAACCACAUCAAAAAACAAAUAAAACUCGAUAAAAAUGUGAGAACCCACUUGACACAAUCAACUCAUCACGUCAACAAUGAUGAUGAAUGUGACAGCAGCCCCCGAUACCUCGGGGGCCACCAUCGAGAAUCUCUACCCGGCGUUGACCGAAUGUUUCGCUAUAAUUUUGUGUGGUUAUGCUGCUGGAAGAAUGAACAUGAUUUCGGAAACGGAAGCGAAAGGAAUCAACACAUUCGUUGGCACUUUUUCACUUCCAUCUCUCAUUUUCAUGUCUUUGGCCGAACUCGAUCUCAGUUCGGUGAAUUGGUUGUUUUUAGUCGCGAUUCUAAUCGCGAAAAGUAUAGUGUUUUUCUCGGUGAUUGUGGUAACACUGUUGGUUGGCAGGCCUGUAAAUUUGGGUCGUGCGGGGAUUUUCGCCAUUUUUUGCACACAAAGCAACGAUUUCGCCAUCGGUUAUCCUAUAGUGGCAGCACUGUAUAAAACAAGCCACCCCGAAUACGCCUCAUACUUGUAUCUAAUGGCCCCGAUCAGUCUUGCCAUCCUAAACCCCAUCUCGUUCGUAUUUAUGGAAAUUGGACGUCGACGAGAUGGUAACACUGAUUUUCUCCUCGACGGUGAUUUGGCAACAUCGCGAAACAUUCACCGAUUUAAAAUGGUGGUUUCUGUAGCGAAAAGUAUUUUCCUAAAUCCGAUAAUAUUCAUGACGAUUUUGGGAAUUUUGGGGAAUUUUGUUUUCAGACACCAAAUACCCUGUUAUCUAGGGGGAGUUUUAGACGUACUGGGAAAAGCGUUUUCGGCUAGUGCUUUAUUUUUGUUAGGUUUGCGAAUGGUUGGUAAAGUACAUAAAUUACGAGGAGCUACUCUUGUAGUUCCUGGGAUUUUAAUAAUGGUGAAAUUGAUUGCUCUACCUUUAGUUACCAGAGAAGUUGUCAGUAUUUUACACACCGGGUAUAACAAAAGCGAAACGAUGGAUUUGAGCACUUAUGGGUUUCUUUAUGGUACCUUCCCAUCAGCGCCUACUGUCUUUGUAUUCGCUACACAAUAUUUCAUAGAUGUUGAUCUCAUUGCUAGUGCUAUGGUAGCUUGUACAUUUAUCAGCGCCCCUUUGAUGUUUGUCUCUGCAAAAAUGAUAACAAUCACAAAAACAGACCCAUCGGAAUAUAUUAAACAAUUAGAUUCUUUUACUUUAGAUAUAAGCAUUGUUGCCAUAAUUGCAUGCGGUUGGGUAAUUUUAGUUUUUAUUCUUACGAAAAAAAUCACUAGAUUACCACACAAAAUCACCGCUUGCUUGAUUACAUCGCAGCUUAUCAGUUGCCUGGGUGCUGUUUUAUAUAAUACACUUCCACAGAAAGAAAUCUGGGCGAGUUAUAUACCAUCAGUUUUCAUUAUGGGUGUUUACAGUACACGCAUCUGGACCACAAUCCUCGCUGUAACUUUAUUAUUUUUACAGUGUAGAAGUCUCUGCUACGUAUUGAAACUACAACCGAUUUUUUUCACAAUCGGUUGGGGACUUCCCACAAUUUUGAUAGUUAUUUUAGUGUUAUUUGACAGUAAAAAUCUCCGGCCACUCGAUAAACGCAACCCCAAUUUCGUCUACGGCACGUAUCAAGCAGUCGUGGCCAUAGCACUCUUAGUUUUAUGUUUCAUCGUUACCGCCGGUUGUUUGAUUUUACAACAGCGCUAUCAUCGUCGCUUCACCCGCUAUCUAGAUUUAGCCCAGGAUAUUUCCUCCGAUUCACCUACUCCUGAAAUUGAAAGUCCGAAUCCGGGUACGAGUUCCGACUCCGGUAUAAGUCCGGGUAGAAGCACGAAAUGUGGCGCUUUACCAACUAUAAACGAAGGUUGUUGCGAAGAAAGUCCGGUCGAUAUUGAGGAUUUAUUUCCGGUGAAUGGUGAUACCGGACUUUGUCCUUCACGAUUCGGUUGUCAAGGACCAAAACGUGAACAGUGUCAAGGGAUUGUGAGACAAUAUCAGGAAACCAUCGACGAUGACCUUGAGUUUAUCGAAGAGGAGCCGGAAUUGCACGAACCACAGUUUUUGAGACACACUGUAUUAUUGAUUUUGUUGCUAUGCUCGAUGUUUGUGGGGUUGGCAUUAUCGAUUUGGACACUUGUCAUGGAACAGGUUUCGGGGAUUUACAUCGAAUUGUCGUUUCUCGAUGCGACUUUAAAUUUCGGCCAAAGUAUCAUUGUUUUCGGUAUUUUCGGUUUGGAAUUGAAAGAGGUCGCUUUACCUUUGUUAAAAUUGAAGAGAUUGAUCUGGUAUGGAAGUAAUAGUUUAGUGCUGCCAUCUUGGCAUGAAUUGUCACCGGAAACGCGCCAUAUUUGCGACCAAUUUGUCACCCAUCAUUUGCAAAGUUGUCGUAAUGCGAUUGCAAGGGAUAAGAGAUGGCGUAUUAAGGUUUAUAAGAGUGUCUUUACUGGAAUCGAGUUCGUUGAUUGGCUGAUUGCGGUGGGGCUUGCACGUGAUAGAGGCCAGGCUGUGAACUAUGCAAGACAUCUGAUCGAAGGCAAAGUCUUGAAGCACAUAAACGGAGUUUACCACUUUUACGAUAGAAAUCUAUUGUAUACUUUUGUUUAGCUUAUUUGAAGCCAAAGAUUUAUUUUUCUAUGUCAAGUGAUACAACGAUGUAACCAUGUUUAGGGGUUGUGAUUUUUGGUUGGUCACAGUGUCAUAUCAGGGCUUGCGUUAGUAAUUAUUUAAGUCUGAACUAGACAAUAUAUGUGUGAUGCAAAUGAAACGUCAAAAAAUAA
Tribolium madens (black flour beetle) is the source of this 2975-nucleotide messenger RNA. It is a transcript of the gene anchor, whose product is annotated as integral membrane protein GPR155. The transcript is spliced from 8 exons. Bases 298 to 2802 code for a protein of 834 amino acids. The record is from RefSeq and is a predicted model, not a curated record. Lineage: Eukaryota; Metazoa; Arthropoda; Insecta; Coleoptera; Tenebrionidae. Gene Ontology annotation, biological process: intracellular signal transduction; transmembrane transport. Gene Ontology annotation, cellular component: membrane.